ACCAUAAAAUUCUAAUACAAGAAUUUUUGCAAGUUGCACAUUUAUCUCCAAGCACAAAGCAUGAUGAAUCGGCAAGAAACCUACUUGAAAUGGAGAAAGUAAUUAAACAUGAGAUUGAAGAAAUAAGUGGAAAGAUCUAUGUCGAAGUUGAGUCUAAAACUACCCCAGGUCAAUAUAAUGAUAAGUUGGAAGUACUAGUAGGUUCUGAGAAUGAAGAUGAUAUUAGUAAUGAGAGCAAUAAAGACACAGAUAGUGAAAGCAAUAACUAUAACAAUAAUGAUGAUA
Molecule: messenger RNA, 285 nt
Organism: Racocetra persica
Lineage: Eukaryota; Fungi; Glomeromycota; Glomeromycetes; Diversisporales; Gigasporaceae
Source: the annotation of a GenBank genome assembly